AUGCGGAUGUUGAGGUGGACGAUAGGUGCAACGCUAAAAGAGAAAGUAUCCAACGACACUGUACGUUCCAUCUUCUUCGUCGUCCCGAUAACUGAGAAGAUGAAGGAGGCGCGACUGAGAUGGUUUGGUCACGUCUUGCGGAAGGAGGAAGAUUCUGUUGCCAAAACCGCUCCGAAGCUCGACGUUUCAGGAGUGAGGCCGCGUGGGAGGCCAAAGAUUCGCUGGUUAGACCGUGUGAAGCUGGAUAUGAUAGAUGCACGUUUGUGUACGGCUGAUGCAAUGGAUAGAACCAAAUGGAAGACAAGAAGCAGAAAAGCGCACCCUGCAACAACGCGGGACAAACGUUAG
Molecule: messenger RNA, 348 nt
Organism: Necator americanus (New World hookworm)
Lineage: Eukaryota; Metazoa; Nematoda; Chromadorea; Rhabditida; Ancylostomatidae
Exons: 1
Coding region: 1-348 (115 amino acids)
Source: RefSeq, a predicted model, not a curated record